GAAUAAGUUAACGAAGAUAUCACUUUUUCCAUAGUCCUUGAAGGACUUGUGCUUCCUUUCCUUCCUGUCAACCUCUCCAGAGGGGUGUCUGCUGAUGGCAGAAGGAUUACAUCACCUCUGGUUGGAACCCUGGACAGUGCCACAACCUUUGGCUUGGUGUCCAAUGUGAUGCCCCACCACCACCUUCUGACCUAACUUCUUCUCAGCUCUGUGACUACUUCAAGAGGGGCAUUUCUGUGUGGAGGCGUGCCAGGCAGCUCGUCUUACCUGUGAACUUGCGUACUUUCACUUCAUCAACAAAAAAAGCCACCAUGGCUGGUUCAACACCUGCAAGACUGAAGGUGAUUUUAGGAGAGAACAACAUUGAAAAGCUGACUCUUCCAAAUGGCAUCCCAGAGUCACUUGAAGACCUUCUUGGCACGAUAAAGACUACCUUUGGGUUAAAAGAUAACCUCAGACUGCAAUACAUGGACCAAGACUUUGGCAACGACUUCUUCAAUCUGAAUUCUACCACUGAACUUCAGAAUUUGGGGACAAUCAAAGUGAUCCACCAGCAAACAAAUCCACCUUUGAUCAGUGACCUUCAGUCCACUUCAUCUCUGUCUAUUUCAUUUGAGUCUGAUGACGGUGCUUCGGGGGCAUCAAAUGACACAAUUAUCGUCUCAUCCCCUGAAUCUGUGUCAUCUCGAACACAACAGUGGCCAGAAGACUUUGCAAUUCCCCAAUUUUCAUAUGACACAGAGCUACAGCUAGAGAGGGGGAAUACUGAGUACCGUGUGAGCCAAAAAAUGUUGACUCUCAGCUCCCGAAUGCUGUCUGAUAUCCUGAAAAGAGUAGCAGAAGAAAUUUACCGUUACAAGGCCUAUCCAGAGGAUGCACAUUUUUGCACAGCUGCAGAGGCCCUUAUCAAAAAGCACCCAUGUUUGAAAGAACCUGGCUCAUUCAAUGGCUGCUACGGUUGGAAACAACGACUGAAGUACAAAAUGGCAAACUACAGGACCCAGCUCAAAUUACAGGGGUGUCCAGAGCUGUGUGUAAACUCCUUGAAAUCUAAAGCUACUACAGAUACAUACCCUGCUAAAAAAGUGAAGAAGCCAAAACGUUCUGAAGCUAACUUUUAUCCAUCCUUUCCUACUGGUGAGACUCUGGACAGCAUGGAAAAAGUGAGACUAGAACUUCUGACAGAGAUCGGGAUAAGGGACAAUGAAAGGGUCAUUGAAAACAAAAUGGCUAACACGUUUGCCUACAGACGACAUGAGGUGGUAAACCAAGAACCAAGCAUUCAGGAAUUGAAGGACAGAUGGCCUGCACUCUUCACACAGAAAGAGAUAAAUACAGAGUUCCAGAGGCUCAUGGCUGUUCCCCUUGAGGGGAAGUUCAUGGCCCAGUUAGACAUGCACUCAAGUCAGCUGAUCAAAGUCAUACGUGCCAAAGGAGGAGCAACAAGCCAAAAUAUUGCAAACAUCAUGGACACAUUGGACCAGACUGUGGACAUUAAUCAUCGGAGGGAAUGUGUGCUGAAAGCCCUCACCAUCUUCCUGGGAGAAGAUGCAGAUGGCCUGAUCAAGGAAUACCUUGACUGUGGAGCAGAUAUGUUCAGAGGGACCUGGAGCAGGUCACCAUGGCAGUGUUUGUGA
Larimichthys crocea (large yellow croaker) is the source of this 1637-nucleotide messenger RNA. RefSeq lists its product as uncharacterized. Bases 312 to 1637 code for a protein of 441 amino acids. The record is from RefSeq and is a predicted model, not a curated record. Lineage: Eukaryota; Metazoa; Chordata; Actinopteri; Sciaenidae. The transcript is spliced from 6 exons.